CGUUCUGCUCUUCUUUCUUCCCGCUGCAGCCACCCGAAAGAAAAAAAAAAAGGGAACCCAGCCAUGCCUUUGAGAAACCGGUGAGAUAAGCUUGGUUUUGGCCUUCUUUUCUUGCUCUAGAACACAAAUUGAACCCAGAAAAUCUUCCCCCCUACAGGAAGCUUCCGGAUCUGCCUUGCUCUGCUCCUCACUGCCGGCUGCUCUUGCUUUGUGGGGGCGAAUUUCUCUGAUUUUGGCUCGUGAAUUGCCCCUGCAGAUCCCGCCGGCCUCUUCCCCAACUGCAACUCCGAUUUUGCUUGUUAAACUCCGGUAUGUGACAGCCCUCCAACCCCGAAUAUGUCCGUUAAUUUGCUGCCUUGAAUCUUGAAUUUUCUGCCUUUGAUUUGCCCUUGUACUGUUCGGGAAUUUUUGUUGAAAUUGGGGAUGAAUUUUGGCAGCAUUAAGUUAUGUUUUAAGCUUGGUUUAGGUAGAGAAAUUAGCUUGAUUAGUUGCUGUGAUUUUUGGAGAAAAAUCCCGUGAGAAUAGGCUAUGGUUUUGCCAAUUUUGGAAGUUGGAGUUACUGUUCACAUCGUAGUUACUGUUCAUGGCACUGUUAACAGAUUACUGUUCACACACCGAGGGUCAACCAUUAAUGGGGAUUUAAAUGAUUAGUUUGUGAUAUAAGAAUAAAUUUGGAGAUGUCUGGUAAUGUGGAGAUCGAUAGAAAUAGCAUCGUGAUUAGAGAUUAGUCAUGAUGAUUUCAGUUUGAAUUUAUGGUAGUGCGGUAUUAAUUUUGGAUAUUUUGAUUAGGUUCCUAAUCGUUCUGUCAGUUUAGCACUGAGAUUGAGUCUUCGGUUUUAUGCGAUUUGAGGAAGUGAAACCAAGGACGGGGAAACCACGGGAAGUGACGGGUUAGAAGGCUAGCCAUUUCGAGAUUGAUAUAGAGUUUAGAAAUAAAUCAUGAUCUUGUAAACCAGAGUGUAUUUGGAGAUUUUAUGAUAUCAAAGCAGAUUUUAAGAUUUGAUCUUUAGAUUUUAAUGGUAUCAGAUUGUGAAUUGGAUAAGUUUUGAGCCUUGUGCACUUGUGGGACUCGUCUCACGAGUGUAUAGCGUCUGUCGCACCUCAAAUUUGGGUUUUGGGGCGUGACACUCAACUUUAAUGUUUUUGAAAAUUUUGGGGUAUUACAAAAACAUCUAUAUAUAUUAAUUAAAUACUUUCUUUAUUUGAUAAAUUUAUCGUUUUACUUUAAUUUUAUUAUCUCAUUAUUCAUUAAAUUCAGCCUACUAUUUUUUACCAUCCUUCAUUAAAUUCAAUUUUAGCCUUGCAUGCACUCUUCUUUUUCGUUCUUUUUUUUUUCCCAUCUAACUAAUCAAACUUCAAUUACAGUUUUUUAUGUAAAAGAUAUAUUUACUAAUUUAUAAUGAUUUUAAUUUUUUUAAAUUCUACUAUGGUUUUUUCUCCCAUUAUUAAUUAAAUUCAGCAUACCAUUUUUUACUACCCUUUAUUAAAUUCAAUUUUAGCCUUGCAUGCACUCUUCUCUUUCGUUCUUUUUUUUUUUUUCCAUCUAACUAAUCAAACUUUAAUUACAAUUUUUUAUUUAAAAGAUAUAUUUGCUAAUUUAUAAUGAUUUAAAAUUUCGUUCUUUUUUUUCUUUUUUCCAUCUAACUAAUCAAACUUUAAUUACAAUUUUUUAUUUAAAAGAUAUAUUUGCUAAUUUAUAAUGAUUUAAAAUUUUUUUUUAA
Messenger RNA from Rubroshorea leprosula, 1721 nucleotides. The record is from the annotation of a GenBank genome assembly. NCBI's taxonomy places the organism in Eukaryota, Viridiplantae, Streptophyta, Magnoliopsida, Malvales, Dipterocarpaceae.